AAUACGCUGCAGUCGCUGAAGCACAAAAAUUCUGUUCGGCGGUAGGCUCGUCAGUGGUCGUCCCAAAGCGACAGGAACGCGUCUUUCCGGACAUCUUGUCUGUAACCCGUACGGUGUCUGAUAAAAAUAGCAAGGAAGUGGGUACUUGUGUCAUUCUGACUAGUCAAUUGCAUGGACUCACUUGUUUCAGUGUCUCUUCCUCAAAUCGAGCUCGGACGGCCAUCGAUGAACACAGCUGUACACAAUCCCGGCCUGCAGUUUAGCAGCAACCUACUAGCAGAGAAACACUCAAUUACCAGAGCUCCUACAUCAAUACACAGCACACCUUCUGUCGGCCAGCUGCCAUACGACGGUUACCAUUUCAACGGCUACUACGAGUUUGCCACACCGACACCUGCUGCCGAAAUGAUGGAUCCUCUACAGUCGAUGAUGCAUCCUCACUCUCCGCAGUUUCAAAGCCGCAUGUCGUCGAUGGCAUUUCGUCGGAAUCAUGAACAACCUCCACCCAUGAUGUCUAGCCCGGCACCCGGUCAUAUCUCUAUGGGAAUCCACCACCCUUUCCCGGUCAGCGGCGCUUUGAGUCACACUCCCAACCGCCAUCUCAAUCAGCCGUCUCACUACCCUCAGGACCCAAGUGUUAUGCCGACCGGCAAGAAGAAACAACGCCGCUACAGAACGACGUUUACGAGCAUGCAACUGGAAGAGUUGGAGAGAGCCUUCCAGAAGACUCACUAUCCGGACGUUUUUAUGAGAGAAGAGCUCGCACUUCGAAUCAACUUGACAGAAGCGAGAGUGCAGGUUUGGUUUCAAAACCGACGUGCAAAAUGGAGGAAGAAAGAGAAGGCAAUUCAAGAGGCAGCAAGACAGACAAAUCAGUCAACACAACAAGAAGGGCAGGAUCAGCAGCAGCAGGAUAAUGCAUCAUCGACGAAGAGUUCGUCUAGACCAACUUCUCCUGUGAUCGCUCCACAACACACUUCACCUACUUCAGUACCGCCGCCAGCUGCUCGGUCUACAGCGUCUGGUGUGCCUCAGUCGCCACAGCCAGCCAUAGCGAGCCCUUCUCCUCCUGUCUCUGUACCCAUUCCCAGUACAUGGUCUACCAUUACUUCUUACAACAGUCCUAUACCAUCCAACCCGUCGAGCAUCAUCCAAGGACCAUCUUCUCCCGUUAUGAGUCACCACCAGACGACGUAUCCCCCCAAGAUGCUUUUGCCAGGGAUGAUGAUGCAGCAACAGAUGUCUCCACCUCUCAACCAUCCUGCACAACUUCGACCUCUCAUUCCAGGACAAAUGUAUGAGUCUCAGGCUGGUAUCAUUGCAUCACACAAUCCUCCCAUCUACGGUAAUCCACUAAGUGACUCUACCCUAGCUACCCUGCGUUCGAACGCUUGUGAACAGGCAGCUGCGAGAAGUCUGAUGCCACACUACAAGUAGUUGAUCAACUAUAUGACAAGUCUGAAAUAUGAGCAUCACCAGACGCUUGGUUAUUAUUUUCUUGCUCUAAAGACUCGUUACCAUGUGACUAUAAUGAACGAGGCACGUAAUUCAAGUUUUAAAUUUUAAUUUACAAAUUAAUUUCUGCACUUCUCUUAGUAACGCAAUGAUCAUUAGCGUAGGGAACCGUUAUAUGGACAUUCACAGAAAUUCCGCUUUAUCAGAGAAGUUACUUAUGAAUGUGAAAAGAAUAUAUGUACAAAUGAAAACAAUAGAGAGCGUUAAACAUA
Molecule: messenger RNA, 1727 nt
Organism: Corticium candelabrum
Lineage: Eukaryota; Metazoa; Porifera; Homoscleromorpha; Homosclerophorida; Plakinidae
Product: homeobox protein SMOX-3-like
Exons: 3
Coding region: 172-1437 (421 amino acids)
Biological process (GO): regulation of transcription by RNA polymerase II
Molecular function (GO): RNA polymerase II transcription regulatory region sequence-specific DNA binding; DNA-binding transcription factor activity, RNA polymerase II-specific
Source: RefSeq, a predicted model, not a curated record